AUGCAUCAGUUAUACCGCGUCCUACGAGAAACGACCACGAAUGUUCUUAAUUCAUCAUCAGCUAAAUCACUGCCCGACCGACGACUGUUGUUAAUCACCAAAGUAGUUUCUUCUUCUUCUUCCGCUCUCCCGCCGGCCGUCGUCACCUAACACCGAUUCGUUUUCAUAGAGAUCAAACGAAGUGCGUGCGUGGUGACGAUGGCUCCACCAAGCGAUGAACGUCAACCGUUGAUCCAUAGUCAAUACAUUACUAAUCCUUUUCACGACCAUGAAAUUGAACCGGUGAACACUCAACCAAGCAAUAAACAUGUACUUCGUCCACACGUGUUCGGUCCUCAAUCUCAGUACUUAUCACGAGAUUCAUUUGAUCUUAUGAUCUACAAAGAAUCUGGUGAAUAUCGUGUUAUGAAAGAUAUUUAUGAAGGGGCGAUGUUCACAGUAAAAUUAUUUACCAGAUAUUCACCUAAUCCGCUGCUGGUGCUACUGGAUCCAAACGAAACACCAGUUGCACUGCUCGAGAAUGUAACUAGUCAUGGUCGAUGGGACGUAUCUGCUAUUAGGGAAAGCAUACUGGAUUCGGAGAAGGUAUUUAGCGCAUCAGGGAAUCACACCGCGGUAAAUGUUUCAUUGGAAGAUGAACGUAGCCGCUUUGAUCAUGUUGAUUUCCAGGUCAAAUGGUUGGACAAAACCUGCAUUAUUUAUAAGGGAGAUUCUUCAACAGUAAUAGCAAAAAUGCAUAGACCGGAGAAUGGGAACAAACUUUCGGUGAAAGUUUAUCCCAACAUGAAUUAUGCAUUUGUGGUUACAAUUUUUGUAAUCAUUGAUGCUAUGAAAUUCACCGAAGAAUCUGUAUGCGCUCCAUUAACAAUGACUCAACCUGUAUCCUGUUCACAUGUGAUCGGUCUCAAGUACAGUUCGGAAGGUUUAACUUCUCUUCUCUUCGAGAAGACAGAGAACUCAGCAGCCGGUGAAUAUUCUGUGUCCAAAGCAGAAAGUAGGGGAGAAAGGAUGUUCACAAUAAGGUCACAUAACACAACUUUCCAUAGUCAGCUGAAGCUACUGGAUGAAGAUGGAAAACGAAUUGCAAUGCUUCGGAAGAAGAAUGCGACGGGGCACUCUCGAUGGGUUGUAUUACGUGUUGAUGGAGAAAAUGAAGCGAGUUUAAAAAAGGUAUUUAGCGUAUGCAAAAGUCAGAUGAUCCAGCGUCACAUGGACUUAAACGUGAUCAUGGGAAAGGGAAGCAGUGCUGCUGAUUUCAAGGUCACAGGAAGUUGGACGGACAAAACUUGCACUAUUUCUACGGGUCAGGGAGAUUCUUCAAGAAAAGUAGCACAAAUGCGUCCCUUGGUGAACGACGAGGGCAAAUUUGAGGUGGACGUCUAUUCUAACGUGGAUUGUGCAUUUGUGGUUACGCUUAUUGCGAUUGUUGAUGCUAUGAAAAGCUUCAAUAAUCUGAAAGUUGCUGCUGGUCGUGCCGCGGACUUCGCUGUCAAAUUAGCUGUUGGAGCUGCAUGCGCUGCUGUUGCUGAGUGUGUGUGAUGGACUUUUUUAAGAGUAUAUAUUAGUUCCAAGAGUAAAUUGCCAAAAUUGUCCCUGAGGUUUGGGUAUGUUUGUCAGUUUCAUCCAAAACAACAUUUUUGUACUAAAUAGUCCUUUACUUUUGAGAUUUUUUGCCAUUUUUAUCUAAAAGUCUAAUUUGCUUUAUUUUUUCUGUCAAAUAUUUGGAUGAAAAUGACAAAAAAUCUCAAAUCUCACUGACGAUUUUGGCAAAAAAGUUAGACGUUUGGAUGAAAAUGACAAAAAAUCCAAAAAGUGAAGGGCAAUAUGGUACAAAAAAAUUGUUUUGGAUGAAAUCCCCAAACCUCAGGGACGAUUUUGGCAAUUUACUCUAGUUCCAAACUCCGUUUUUAAACUCAUUGUUACUGAAGAAUCAUGUUGUGGCAGUGUUAACGCAAAACUGAAAAUGGCUAGCUUGUAAUAUAUUUUUCUUUAUGCGUCUAUACACAUAUAUAUAGGUCCUAAUUAUACAUUUAUAAAUUUCACUAGUUUUUAAUAGUGUUAA
Helianthus annuus (common sunflower) is the source of this 2062-nucleotide messenger RNA. RefSeq lists its product as uncharacterized. Lineage: Eukaryota; Viridiplantae; Streptophyta; Magnoliopsida; Asterales; Asteraceae. The record is from RefSeq and is a predicted model, not a curated record. The transcript is spliced from 6 exons. Bases 199 to 1539 code for a protein of 446 amino acids.